AUGUCUGGCACCAACCCAAGAAAACGGGUAGCUCCUGGGGCCAACCCCGUCGUUCCGAUGCAACAAUCUAUCCAGCAGCCAUUCGCGACCAACAAUAUGAUGGGGGAGCAGAUGGUGAAAUGGAAUGGCGGCGGAGAUGGCCUGGACGCCUUCGCCGACGCUACCGGCAAUGGAGUUAAUUCUUACGAUCUUCUUCAAAAUCAACAUCAAUAUACACAAAACGCUGCGACCGCAAACAAUUCUCUAGCUAGGCGACCGAUGAAUCAAGCCUUGGUACCCACAACUCAACGCGCGAACUUCGAUACCCCCAUCAACUGGAACAGCUUCGUUGGAGAUGAAUCUUCCCUUGUACCACAAGAAGACGGCGUGUCCGAGCAGGACAACAUCGACGCUCUGGAGGAGCAGGCUUCAAAAGCGAAGAGAGAGGCGCAAGGGAAGAGGAAGCAGAUUCCUCCUUUUGUACAAAAACUCAGCAGUUUUUUGGAAGAAGGCAAGAACGAGGACCUCAUCAGAUGGUCGGAAAAGGGAGACUCGUUCAUAGUGCUUGAUGAGGACGAAUUCGCGAAGACCCUGAUCCCCGAACUUUUCAAACACAACAACUAUGCCUCCUUUGUACGACAACUCAACAUGUACGGGUUCCACAAGCGCGUUGGACUAUCUGACAAUUCUAUGCGAGCCAGUGAGAGGAAGAACAAGAGUCCAAGCGAAUAUUACAAUCCUUAUUUCCGGCGAGGGCAUCCCAACCUCUUGUGGCUGAUCAAUAAGCCCAAGGGGGGUAAGGCCACUGGGAAAAAACCUACCAAGUCGAACGAAGGAGAAAUCGACAGCGAUGAUGAGGGGCCCAACGAGGACAACAUCGGUCCAGGGCAGGCUCUCCCUGGUACCCAGAACAACAGGUCUCUGCCAUCAACGGAAAACCAAUCUGUCGCCAGAAAGGAAAUGGCGGUCAUAAGGGACGAGAUCAAUAAGGUCAGGGAGCAGCAGAAAGUGAUCGCUCGAACUAUUAAUCGCCUGCAGCAAAACAAUCAAGAUUUAUACAACCAAGCCAUGCUCUUCCAGAGCCAGCAUGACAGGCAUCAGAACUCGAUCAACGCGAUACUCAGCUUUCUAGCAAACUUAUUUAGAAAGUCUUUAGAAGAGCAGGGUAACACGCAGAGUGUCAGUGAUAUCAUCUCUAGCAUGAUCGCAAGCCAGGGUCAGCAAUCAGCCCAACAAGGGAGUGUGGUAGAUUUGGGCGACUUUUUCCAGAACAACGCAGAUGCUUCAGCCGCACUUGGAGUGGGAGUGGGAGGCCAUCCACAAAAGAGAGCGCGUGGCCUCCUACCACCCAUCCCUCCCCAGAACGUGGCCUCCCGCCCAACCAGACCUGCACCUACUACAGGAAGGCCAUCGUACCAAAAUCAGGAAAUGGGCCACAUCACCGAACUCGUCGAUGGCUCUCCAGCCGCCGAUACACCACCUAACAUACGGCAGGAACUAGAGAGCAACCCUCAGGAACGGAUGAUGCGCAUAAUCAAUGAUCACAACGCGAACAACUCAUCAGGCAUGGAUCUCCCGCAAGCGGCUGAAUUUGUUGCAAGCGCACCCAACUCAUUGGACCAAGAACAACGGAACAAGCUGGAAAAUUUCAUGGCGCGCCAGUCUAAAUCGGCUUCAGUGAGUACACCAAACCCGGUGCCUCCGGCCCCCGUCGCACCGACGCAACCACCACAACCCGCGCCAAAGCCCAAGCAGCCCAAGUACUCGCCCCCUCCUGCAGACCUCUCGGCAGCACCGUCACUAUCUCCUAUCAUGAAAUCAGCUGCUAUGCCCCAGCUCCCGAUGAACCAGAUAAGCGCGAAUCAGGAAGAGCUGGACCAAUUAGAACGUCUUCAACAUCAACAAGAUCAAAAGAUUACCGAACUGAGCAACAUCCUGGGACCCUUGAGUCCUUCAGGUCGUAUUCCAGUGACUGAAGAGGCCCCUGAAACAUACUUCGAUGCGAACCAUGUGGACUUUGACCAAUACUUCAACUUUGACAACCAUCUGGAUGAUUCUGUUACAUUUGGCGGCACUGGUAGCGACUUCAAUAUUGACUUCACGGGUGGCGGACCUCUCAAUAUGGGCGGUGCGACAGAUCAUGUCAAUGCAGCAAGCGGUGAAUUCAACACGCCCAGUCCAACUGGAACGGAAGAGAUUACCAGAGAAGACUUGGGGCAGGACACUCGCGGAAUGAAGAGGAGACGGGUCGGUUGA
This is a messenger RNA of Clonostachys rhizophaga, 2235 nucleotides long. Lineage: Eukaryota; Fungi; Ascomycota; Sordariomycetes; Hypocreales; Bionectriaceae. The record is from the annotation of a GenBank genome assembly.